AUGGGCCAGACCCAGCCGUAUGCAACUUGCAUUUGCCAGGGGAGUCUCUGGGACAAGAUCGGGAGUGACGUAAACGCUGGUGCUCCAGUCACAUUUGACGACGUCGCUGUGUAUUUCUCUGCGGAGGAGUGGGAGGAGCUAGCGGAAUGGCAGAAAGAGCUGUACAAGGACGUGAUGAGGGACAACUACAAGGCUUUGAUCUCCCUGGGUAGUUCAUACACUGGGCUGGGGUUAAAUCAGGAGUGUCAUUUUAAAACGCUGACAGGACACCCAGCCCAGCCCCUGCCCCAGAGAAUCCCCCCAGAAGAGCGACUGUAUAGAUGCCCCGAGUGCGAGAAAAGCUUCUGCUACAAGCAGGAAUACACGUGGCACCAGAGAGCCCACCUCGGCGAUAGGCUCUAUAAAUGUAGCGGGUGCGAGAAAAGCUUCCGCUCCAAGCAGGAGCUGGUCUGGCACCAGCGGGCCCACGCAGCGGAGAGGCCAUACAAGUGCAGCGAGUGCCAGAAGAGCUUCCGCUACCAGCAAGAAUUCACCUGGCACCAGAGAGCCCACGUGGGCGACAGGCCGUACAAAUGCCCCACCUGCAAUAAGCACUUCCGCUAUCAGCAAGAGUUCACGUGGCACCAGCGGAGCCACGCCGGGGAGAAGAGCUACAAGUGCCUGGGCUGUGAGAAGAGCUUCCGCUACAAGCAGGAAUUCAUGUGGCACCAGAGGAUCCACGUGGAGGAGAACCCCUACCGAUGCCCCACGUGCCAGAGGACCUUCCGCUGCAAGCAGCAGUAUACGAGCCACCAGAGGGUCCACAGCGCGGAGAGGCCCCAUAGAUGCUCUGAGUGUGAUAAGAGCUUCAGCCGGAACUCAGCCCUUCUUAAGCACCAGCGACUGCACACCGGGGAGGGACCUUACCACUGUUCUGACUGCGAGAAAAGCUUCAGCCAGAGCACAAACUUUCUCCAACACCAGCGAUCCCACGCACGCAAGAGAGCCCGGCUGGAUGGGCAGAAACCUUCCGAGGGGAGGCAACCCCAGCAAGGCCCUCGCAAGGCUGCGGGCAGAGAGACCCUGUAA
Emys orbicularis (European pond turtle) is the source of this 1068-nucleotide messenger RNA. RefSeq names its product zinc finger protein 436-like. Lineage: Eukaryota; Metazoa; Chordata; Testudines; Emydidae. The record is from RefSeq and is a predicted model, not a curated record. Gene Ontology annotation, molecular function: RNA polymerase II cis-regulatory region sequence-specific DNA binding; DNA-binding transcription factor activity, RNA polymerase II-specific. Bases 1 to 1068 code for a protein of 355 amino acids. Gene Ontology annotation, biological process: regulation of transcription by RNA polymerase II. The transcript has 4 exons.